AUGCCAUCGUUUGUCCUCGUCUAUCUCGACCCAUCCCAGCGUGCCGGCGGUGACAUUCGCUUCUCACAAGAGUCGUCGCGUCUCCUAACUGCUGGCGCAUCAAUGGCCACCAACAAUGUACAUGAUAUCCUUCAUGUAAUGGGCGCAAUGAGAACGACUAUGCGUGUAAGUGGCAAGUACUCGUGUCCAAUGUGUAGGGAGGGUGGUCUGGCCACUCAACUGGAUAGUGAGGACAUCAAGGAGCAUAUAUUCCUAUUCCACCCUUCAGAGGACUUCAACGAGAUCGCCAAGAAGAUUCCAAAGUGUCCAAUAUGCAAGGAACAACCAGCACGCAUUGGUUUCCAUCUGUUCAAUGAUCAUGCGCCACCUGGCGCGCACAAUGAGAAGGAGAUGUCACUCAGCACUGUCUACCCUUUCUGUCUUGUAGUGGUGCGACGACGACGUGAUGGAAGAUUCCUUCUUGUGCACGAGGUGGCAAAGAUGGGCUGGUGGCUACCAGGAGGCCGCGUCAACAUUGGCGAAUCACUCCAAACGGCGGCAGUUCGCGAGACCAAAGAGGAAGCCGGUAUCGACGUGGAGAUCAAGGGUAUACUUCGCUUUGAGUACUCGCCACAUCGAGGAUACUCGCGACUACGUCUGAUCUUCUAUGGCGAGCCUGUGGACGAUGAUCAGCUGCCCAAGACUGUACCAGACUACGAAUCACUUGGUGCUGCCUACGUGUCUGCUGACGAUCUAUCCACUCUACAACUACGAGGCAAAGAGCCAAGCAUCUGGUUCAACUAUGUCCACAAUGGUGGUGUUAUCCAUCCCAUUGACAUGCUGUCCUUGGAGAAUGCCAAGCCAUCAAUGCCCACUGUUGUCCCCAAGUGA
Acytostelium subglobosum LB1 is the source of this 870-nucleotide messenger RNA. RefSeq lists its product as hypothetical. The transcript is spliced from 2 exons. Gene Ontology annotation, molecular function: bis(5'-nucleosyl)-tetraphosphatase (asymmetrical) activity. Gene Ontology annotation, biological process: AMP biosynthetic process; ATP biosynthetic process. The coding region runs from base 1 to 870 and encodes 289 amino acids. The record is from RefSeq and is a predicted model, not a curated record. NCBI's taxonomy places the organism in Eukaryota, Evosea, Eumycetozoa, Acytosteliales, Acytosteliaceae.